UGUGUGCCACGCGAAAAGGAACCGAGCUGAACCUACGCUGCGCGGCGACGGUGCAGCACGUCCUGUAUCAACUAUCAACGCUUGACUCUGCUAUCAAAAAAGCAACGCCCUGGACAACACGUACGAAAUCAUGGAGCCAGAGAACCAGGCCCAGCAGUACGGCGAGGUGAACCAGCUCGGCGGCGUGUUCGUGAACGGGCGGCCCCUGCCGAACAGCACGCGCAUGCGGAUCGUCGAGCUCGCCCGGCUCGGCAUCCGGCCGUGCGACAUCUCGCGCCAGCUGCGCGUCAGCCACGGCUGCGUGUCGAAGAUACUGGCCCGCUACCACGAGACCGGCUCGAUACUUCCGGGCGCGAUCGGCGGCUCGAAGCCGCGCGUCACCACGCCCAAGGUGGUGACGUACAUCCGCGAGCUGAAGCAGAAGGAUCCGGGCAUCUUCGCGUGGGAAAUCCGGGACCGGCUGCUGUCGGACGGCGUGUGCGACAAGAACAAUGUGCCGAGCGUCAGCUCCAUCUCGCGCAUCCUGCGCAACAAGCUCGGCAACCUGGCCCACCACCAUCACCACCCGCACCAUCCGCACCAUCCGCACGCGGGCACGGGCGGCGGCGGGGCCCACACGCCGCACGCGCCCGCCCACCUGUACAACUCGAUCUAUCCCUCCUACCCGUACGCGGCCAGCACGCUCAAGUCGGAGAUGUCGUGCGGGGGCAGCCCGUCCCCGCCGACCGGCGCGACGCCGAUCCGCAGCCCGCACGCCCACUGCCCCUGGCCGUCGUCCCACUCCGUCACCGACAUACUGGCGAACGUGCACCAUCAGGCGACGGUGGCCGCCCUGCGCAACGGCGGCACGCCCACCUCCCAGUGCCACACGACCCCACCGCCCACCUCGGUCGGCGGCCAGCUGAUGAGCGGGGGCGGUGGUAACGGCGGUGGUAACGGCGGCGGCGCCGGCAACGGGAACGGCACGAUGAAUGGCGCGAGCGCGUCGGCAGCGGCGGCUGCGGCGGCGGCCGCUGCGGCUGCUGCUGCCGCCGCCGCCGCCGGCAAUGCGGCGGUCGCGAUGCACCAGCACCACCAUCACCAUCACCACCACCAGAUGCAGGAGUCGGUGUCGCCCCAGUCGCCCAACUCGUACAACUACUACAUGUACCUGCAGAGUGGCGGCAUGCAUCACGGCGGGCUGGCGAGCGCGUCCGGCCUAUAGGCUCCCUUCCCGGGAGCGUCCUUUGGAGAGCACUGAGAGCGAGAGAGAGAGAUAGAGAGAGAGAGCCUCACCCAUCCCCACUAGCUGCUCCGCGUCACGAGAUCCUUCCGGCGGCUGCGUUGCUCCGAGCUGCCGUCAUCAACACCACGCGGGGCUGCCGGACACAGCAAACUAGCUCUGCUAGGUUUUAAUCGAUAAGUCACACCACAAACCGCUUCACCUAACACGCGCUAACCUAUCCGUAAGGUACUUUUCACUGUGUAAUUGUUUGUAAUUGUACUUGUGGGUGCGUGUUUGUGUGUGUGUUUGGAUUUUAGUUUUUACCCAACCGGCCGGUGCAGGUUUGGGACGAGUUUUUGUUUUGUCAAAUGUAAGCCUCAGUUGCCAUCUUACCCCCCCGGUUAAGUGUACAGAAAAAAAGUUUCUUUUGCAGUUUUUAAACACUUUAAAGAGUACUAAUUGUAAAACAAAAGAUUCUAAUUUUUCCGUUCUUUCAAACCCCACCUAACUCCGAAGAAGGGGAGGAAAACGAAUCACUUCAGAUCGUUCAGUGGUAGAAACAGAAGCAGAGAAAACAAAAGUCAGCCCGAAAGCAGUGGCCGAGGAAAAGAGAGUAACAAAACAAUGGAAAACUAAAGUACAAAACGCAUUGUGGAACAAUUUACCCGACGACAUGGGGGGGGGAGCGAGCUUGAGCGGAACAGCGGUAACAAAAGCAAACAAACUAACUAAUCGAGUCAGAUAAGCAUGUAGAGAGAUGAGGAUAGAGUGAUCUAUGAUAGAAAACAGGGGUGAAGUGAAGAACAUUAGAUACCGCUAUAUCAAUCAUCAA
Anopheles gambiae (African malaria mosquito) is the source of this 2036-nucleotide messenger RNA. RefSeq names its product paired box protein Pax-1. Gene Ontology annotation, biological process: anatomical structure development; regulation of transcription by RNA polymerase II. The record is from RefSeq and is a predicted model, not a curated record. Gene Ontology annotation, molecular function: DNA-binding transcription factor activity, RNA polymerase II-specific; RNA polymerase II cis-regulatory region sequence-specific DNA binding. The transcript is spliced from 2 exons. The coding region runs from base 131 to 1204 and encodes 357 amino acids. Lineage: Eukaryota; Metazoa; Arthropoda; Insecta; Diptera; Culicidae.